Malassezia japonica is the source of this 2304-nucleotide messenger RNA. RefSeq names its product anaphase-promoting complex subunit Cut9 (gene cut9). The coding region runs from base 1 to 2304 and encodes 767 amino acids. Gene Ontology annotation, biological process: cell division; positive regulation of mitotic metaphase/anaphase transition; anaphase-promoting complex-dependent catabolic process. The record is from RefSeq and is a predicted model, not a curated record. Gene Ontology annotation, cellular component: cytoplasm; anaphase-promoting complex. Gene Ontology annotation, molecular function: protein binding. Lineage: Eukaryota; Fungi; Basidiomycota; Malasseziomycetes; Malasseziales; Malasseziaceae. The transcript is spliced from 3 exons.
AUGAAGCAUCUUGGAAUGAUGAAUAUGGAUGGAAGCAUGAGUGUUGUGCGCCAAGACGACGAAGCAAGCAACAGUGGCCUGCUCGAACUAGGCCCCAUGCUUCCCAUGGUGCGGCACAGCUCGGACCGCCCGCUUGCGCCCCGCAAUCUCUCUGAGACGCGGGCACCAUCCGAAGACUCUAACAACAGCGUCAUCAUUCACGACGAGACGCCCCCACUACAAUGGGAGUCGUCGCCCGAAAAGAACGCGUCCGAGAGUCGCGUUAGCACGACGGAGACAGCCUACAAUGACGCCUACUGGCUUGCGCAAGCCUACUUCCUCACGCACCAAUAUGCGCGCGCCGAGCAGCUCCUUACGACACCGCUGCGAUGCGGUGCAGUGAACACGGAGCCCGACAACGCACAGGGCGAGGCCUCUUCGCCCCCUGCGCCGCAGACGGAUGCCUUGCACGAGGCGCUGGAGGCGACGCGCGCCCAGAGCAUCCUCCCCGAGUCGAUCCGGAAGAGCGGUGAUGGACAGGAUUCCUACGCAGAGACGAACGAAGACGCUCUGCAAGUGGACAAUAUGCUUGGCAUCCAGGGCGCCCCAAUGGCGCGCUCCCAAGGCCGGCGUGUUUCCCGGCGCAGGAAGCGCGAGCCAUCCUCCUCGCCCGAAUGCUCGCAGGACCCGUUCCACGUCGAGACACGCCCCCCUCCUGCCUUUAUGGCCCUUGACGAAGAAAUCCAGCGCGUGGUUCUCGCGGACGAACGCAACAGCGAGCGCGGGCCCUGCCUCGUGAACUGGAGCACACCCUGCCGAUACCUCGCUGCCCAGUGCCAAGUGCGCCUUGGGAAGUUUCACGAGGCAUUGGAGCUCACUGGUGAAGAUCAUACGCGCUGGACGGGUGGUGGAAAGCACUCGGUCAAGAUGCCUGCCCUAGACGGCGGCCUAAAGCUCAGCUCGUCGGUAUGCCACCUGCGAGGACAGAUCUACCUGCGCCUGGACGAAGUCGCCAAGGCAAAAGAGUCGUUUAUGCUCGCCCUGUCUCUCGAUGUAAAAAACUACGACAGCUUUACAGCGCUGAUCGACGGAAAUCUACUUGGAGCCGACGAGCAGUGGGACUUUAUGCAGGCGCUCGAGUUUGUCGCUCAAGCUGGCGACGAGGCCGGCGCAGCGGACGACUUUGAGUGGGUGCGGCUGAUGUAUACGGCGCGCCUUUCGAAGCAGACUGCUGCCAUGGCGCAGCGUGCUGCACACGCGCGCCAGCUCCUCCUGCAAGAGCAUCCCGCACUGCGGGCGAGUCCCGAUGUACUGCUUAGCCUUGCAGAGGAGCUCUAUGCGAGUUUACGCUAUGAAGAUGCCUACCUUGUCACGAGCCACAUCUUCAAGCUGGACCCCGCUUAUACACUCUCGCUGCCGAUCCACAUCGCGUGCAUGUACUAUCUUCCUCGGCUGCGUCCCGCGCUUUUCCUGCUGGCACACCGCUUGACCGAGACCGACCCCGAAAGCUGCGAGGCUUGGUAUGCGGUCGGUGUUUGGUACGCCAGUGCGGCGCGCUGGACCGAGGCGCGGCGCUACUUUAGCAAGUCAUCCCUGCUAGACCCCCGCUUUGCCCCGUCGUGGAUCGCAUUUGGCCACAGUUUCUCGAUGGAAGGCGAGUCCGACCAGGCCAUCACGGCCUAUUCUACUGCCGCGCGCAAGUUCCAGUUCAGUGGGCUGCCGCGCCUCUUUAUCGGCAUGGAGCAUCUGCUGCAAGGCAACAAGAAUCUCGCCAUGAUCUUCUUGAACAGCAGCGCCGAGGAGCUUGGAAACGACCCCCUGUGUGCCAACGAGCGCGGUGUGGCCGCCUUCCAGAGCGGAAAUAUCCCCGAGGCACUCGCGCACUUCCGCGUCGCAAUCACUGCUGCGGAAGCGACGCAGCAGCCGGCCAGCGCCUGGGUCCACGUCCACCUCAAUCUGGGCCUCACGUACAACCGUAUGCACCGCGACGAGGAGGCACGCAGCUGUCUGCUGCGCGUGAUCGAGUGCGACCCGAGCUGCGCCGCAGCGUACAUCGCGCUCGGCAUGUGCGCCCAGCGCCAAGGCAACCUGGCCGGCGCCAUCGACUGGUACCACGAAGGACUUGGUAUUGAUCCUCGCGACCCCAUUGGCACGGAGCUGCUGAAUAUGGCAUUGGAUGCGCGCGUCGCAGAAGGUCUCCCGUCGGGUCUAUUGAAAAAAGACGCCGAGCCUGGCGAGCCAUGGGACGCGCCCUCGGACACCGAGGCGCAAGUGUACUCGUACGAUGACACACAAGGAUCGGCAAUCAUGGAGGAGUCAAGGUAA